This is a messenger RNA of Eriocheir sinensis (Chinese mitten crab), 7601 nucleotides long. RefSeq names its product sacsin-like. The transcript has 14 exons. Bases 146 to 7450 code for a protein of 2434 amino acids. The record is from RefSeq and is a predicted model, not a curated record. Lineage: Eukaryota; Metazoa; Arthropoda; Malacostraca; Decapoda; Varunidae. Gene Ontology annotation, molecular function: Hsp70 protein binding.
GCAUUACAUUGCCAGACAUUCCAUCACGCUGCACUCGUAGUAGGCUACUCGUCCGUUUGACAAGUGAGCGCACUCCAAGCGAACGGAUAACACAGUCAAUAUUUUUGUGUUUAGUAGCGUUCAUUUAAGCUACUAUCUGGCUCUGAUGAGUUGUGAGACAGGUGUCACGGACCAGAAGUGGUCCGGUGAGCGCCCGCCUAGCCGCAUGAAGGCCAAGGAGCAGGAAGCAGGGGCUGGUGAUCAGUACCCGCCGAGCCGCAUGAACGUCAAGGAGCAGGGAGCAGGGGCUGGUGAUCAGUACCCGCCGAGCCGCAUGAACGUCAAGGAGCAGGGAGCAGGGGCUGGUGAUCAGUACCCGCCGAGCCGCAUGAAGGUCAAGGAGCAGGGAGCAGGGGCUGGUGAUCAGCGCCCGCCGAGCCGCAUGAAGGAUAAGGAGCAGGGAGCAGGGGGGGGGAAGAUUGCUCCCUCUUGCACGAGGGAGCACGGACCUUUGCCAAAGGCGGCCCGUAGCAGGGAGCCCAUACACCGACUCUGUCGGCCAUCGAAAUCUAGCCGACCAAGUCGGUCUGUCGACGAGGACUGGCGUGUCUCUGAGGGAGCAGGGGCUGGUGAUCAGCGCCCGCCGAGCCGCAUGAAGGCCAAGGAGCAGAGAGCAGGGGCUGGUGAUCAGUACCCGCCGAGCCGCAUGAAGGCCAAGGAGCAGGGAGCAGGGGCUGGUGAUCAGCGCCCGCCGAGCCGCAUGAAGGCCAAGGAGCAGGGAGCAGGGGCUGGUGAUCAGCGCCCGCCGAGCCGCAUGAAGACCAAGGAGCAGGGAGCAGGGGCUGGUGAUCAGCGCCCGCCGAGCCGCAUGAAGGCCAAGGAGCAGGGAGCAGGGGCUGGUGAUCAGUACCCGCCGAGCUGCAUGAAGGCCAAGGAGCAGGGAGCAGGGGCUGGUGAUCAGUACCCGCCAAGCCGCAUGAAGGCCAAGGAGCAGGGAGCAGGGGCUGGUGAUCAGUACCCGCCGAGCCGCAUGAAGACCAAGGAGCAGGGAGCAGGGGCUGGUGAUCAGCGCCCGCCGAGCCGCAUGAAGGCCAAGGAGCAGGGAGCAGGGGCUGGUGAUCAGUACCCGCCGAGCCGCAUGAAGGCCAAGGAGCAGGGAGCAGGGGCUGGUGAUCAGUACCCGCCGAGCAGCAUGAAGGCCAAGGAGCAGGGAGCAGGGGCUGGUGAUCAGUACCCGCCGAGCAGCAUGAAGGCCAAGGAGCAGGGAGCAGGGGCUGGUGAUCAGUACCCGCCGAGCAGCAUGAAGGCCAAGGAGCAGGGAGCAGGGGCUGGUGAUCAGUACCCGCCAAGCCGCAUGAAGGCCAAGGAGCAGGGAGCAGGGCCUGGUGAUCAGUACCCGCCGAGCAGCAUGAAGGCCAAGGAGCAGGGAGCAGGGGCUGGUGAUCAGUACCCGCCGAGCCGCAUGAAGGCCAAGGAGCAGGGAGCAGGGGCUGGUGAUCAGUACCCGCCGAACAGCAUGAAGGCCAAGGAGCAGGGAGCAGGGGCUGGUGAUCAGUACCCGCCGAGCCGCAUGAAGGCCAAGGAGCAGGGAGGAGGGAAGUCAAGCUCUAGCAAGUUACCCUCGGGUGCGAUACCGCCUUUGGCCAGCUCGGGUGACCCGGGAAACCCCUUCAGCUACAGCACCUUUGAGUGGCCGACGGUGGUUGGUCAGCUGCACAACAUUCUGUCGCAGUACCCAGACAACGGCCAGAUCAUCAAGGAGCUGGUGCAGAAUGCCGAGGAUGCCGGGGCGACGCGUGUGGAGGCGGUGCACUUCCCGGAGCCCCUGCGGCAGCCUGGGGCCCGAGAGGAGGUGCAACGGUUCAUUGAGGGCCCAGGGCUGUGCCUGUUCAACGAUGCCACGUUCUCGGAGGAAGACUGGCACGGCAUCCGCAAGCUCGGUGACAGCGUCAAGGAGAACGACCCUGUGCGGGUGGGUCAGUUUGGCCUUGGCUUCAAGUCUGUGUUCCACCUGACAGACUAUGUCACCAUCAUCAGCGGGACGCAGGCGCUCUUCAUGGACCCCAGUGAAACCGAGGACAAGAUGUGUCGCUCCCUCCCCCUCGACAAGCUGACGGAGGUGCUGCCUGACCCUUCCAGCCACCAGGCUUUUGAAUAUUACCUCACCAAACACCUCAAGGCUGACAGCAAUCUCCCAGGCACUCUGUUCUGGUUUCCCCUGCGACGGUCUGCCUCCAAGAUCUCGGACACACUCUACACCUCAAGUCAUGUUGAGAACCUCUUCCGGUCCUUUGCUGUGGAGGCUGACAUCUGCCUCACCUUCCUGAAGUCCCUGGAGAAGGUCACUCUUGGCAUUCAUACAGCGGGGAAGGUAAAUGUCACCCACUCCAUGACGAUCACCAGCCGGGCCGCGGAGGAGGUGAGGAACAAGAAGAGGAGCUUCAGGCAGAGUCUGUGCCAGUCCAGAGGCUCCCUAUCCAGUGCUCUCUCCUGCUCCUAUGAGACUACACUCACGACCAGAGUCAGAGGAAGGGAAGUCCAGAAGCAGACUCUGAGGGUCCUCCACUUACUACCAGGGGAGGAAGACGAAGAGUGGAUGACGUGGACUGGACGGAACAAGGACAAGCACAUACCUCUGGUGGGCGUGGCAGUCCCUGUCUCCCCGCCUGCAGCACCUAGAGCCAAGGGGCACAUCUUCAGCUUACUGCCGCUGCCCCCAGACCCCAGCAGCCAGACUGACCUCCCCAUACAAGUCAAUGGAACCUUUGUCCUCAGCCAGAACCGAAGACAAGUGAAGUGGAGGACGAGUGAGAGUAGCAUCAACGAGACAGAUGUUGUCUGGAAUGAAGAUCUGGUCAGUAAGGUGGUGCCAAGAGCUUAUCUGGAGCUUCUCAAAGAACUUCUGGAGGAAGCGAAGGAGGGCAGCUUCAGUGCAGACACCUGGUACACAUUCCUGCCCAGCCUUCGUGGGACAGCAGGAAGGUGGCACGAGAUGGCGAAGCAGGUCUGGUGCGGCCUCUUGGACCUCCCUGUCAUUGCCACGGAGGUCCGUGGGUUCCUGCCACCCCGUGAAGUCCUGGCCAGCAAUACUCUGAGUGAGGAGGAGCCUGAGCUGGCCACUGCUGUGAGGAAGGCACUGUUACAGGAAAAGCUGCCCAUUGCAAUUCUUCCUGACCAUGUGCAGGCGUCGAUUCAUGCUCUGGGCCAGCAGCUGUCCGUUGUGACGCCCGAGUUGCUGCGCCAAACACUGCAAGGGAAGGGCAGCAGUGACCUGGGGGGAGAGGAGACCUGCCAGCAACUCUUGUGCUAUGCUGCCAAGGACAAGCAGCACCAUGGCCUGCAUGGCCUCCCACUCCUCCCGCUGCAGGACGGAUCCUGGUCAACCUUCAGCCGGGGGGGCUCGGACUCAGCGGUGUACCUGUGCUCGGCGGUGGAGGCUGAGGCUCUCCUGGGCCUGGAGGGCCUCAUGGCAAGCACUUGUGUGGUUCAGCCUGCCUGGGAGGCUCUGCAGGACGUGGCCCACUCAGGCAAAACACAGCUGCGCCCAUUCCAGCCAGAGCUUCACGGCCCUGACCUGCUCCUCAAGAGUGCCCGUCACGUGCAGCGGUGCCAGCCACCACUGCAGCAGGUGGAUCAGUGGCUGGGUAAGGUGUGGACGCUCUUGCAGGAUCUGCCUCUCUGUAGCGUUGAGAACAUUCCGCUGCUCCCCACCUCUCAGCCACCAAACUCAGCCUCCCUGAGCCCUCUCUCCUCCCCUGUGGUGGUGCAGGGGAAAGGUGGUUGGCUUUCCAGGCCCCAGGUGGAGGCACUGGAACUCCUCGGGGUGGUGGUGGUCCCUGCGCUGCCAAAACACGUCCAGCACAAAGACCUGCAUGAGUACUUGUCUGCUGCAGACCGUCACGGAACCACUCAGGCUCUUGGCAAGGUGGUGAGGCAGGACCAGGAGAAAGAAGCAGUCACUCGGUUCAACACUCACAAGACUGAGCACCAGAGGCAGGCCGUGAGCAGCUUUAUAGAGGUCUCCAGUAUCCAGCCACCUCUUGCAGGGUUCCUCACCAAGCUCCACAUGUUCAAGGCUCAAGACACAAACAAGUUGGAGCAAGAUUCACAUCUGGAGAAAGUAAACACAAUUGCUCCAGAACUUGUAGACUUUCCAGUGAGUUAUCCCGAGACUCUUCUUACACCCACCCAGCGCCAGGAGAUGGAACUGGCAUUGGAAUUGGGGGCUCACAAGUUGUCUAAGGAGGAGCUGUGCAUCAAGGCAUUAAGGAGCGGCCACUCUGAUGACAGUGUCUUGGCGCUGGUGCAGUACAUUUUGGAGGACCCUCAGCUGGAGAGAAGCAGCAGUGUCCGUGAGCAGUUGAGGAACUCUAAAUUUGUUCCCAACAUUGACGGGUCGCUGUGCCGCCCGUCAGAGCUGUACGACCCAGAGGAUGAAGACCAUUGUGUCCUCAUUGGGGAGCCACAGCAACCAAAAGACUCAUUCUGCAACCAUUACCCACUCCUGCGCUCCCUGGGCCUCAGAAAGGUACAGGACAUGCCUCAGGAUGAACUGGUCUGCCUUUUUGAGGGCCUAGAGAACAGCCAGCUGUCCAAGGAUGACAAAGCCAGGAAGUCUGUGGGGUUGCUGCAGGCUGUGAACCGACGGUCUGACUACCUACAGGUCUGCCGGGCAGUCUUGGGGGUGCCGUUUGUGUAUGGUGCAUCCAGCAGGCCUCAUGGAUAUCCCUCAAGUCUGGGGUGGGCCACCCCACCUGGACCACUGGUGCCCCAGGGCCUGAGGAGCCUCAAGUACAGCAGUGUGUUGGGCUCCACCACUGCCUUAGUUGAAUGUCAUGAUUUUCCUGAUGUAGCCAGUGCCUUUGGCUGGGCGUCAACACCACCUGUUGAGCCAGUCAUUCAGCACCUCAAGAACCUGGCAGCAGCUUAUCAGCUUAAUGAGAGGGAGUACUUAGACCUGAUUAAGCAGACCUACAGUCAGCUCUCCACAGCCCUUGGUGAAGGUGGGGCUCCCCAGCUGGGCAGCCUGAAGACAGAGUGCUGUGUCUUCACGGAGCAUGGCUUCAGGCUCCCAGAUGAGGUGUACAUCCACCCAGGGGAUGAAGACUUGCGGCUGCUGCCUUACCAGCAUGUGCUGCCCUUUGAGCUGCGGGGGAGCGAGCAACUUUUCCUCUGCUUGGGUUGUGCACGUCAGCAGAGCCCUGCACUCCUGCUGGCAGUGCUGGAGAAGGUGAGGGCACGACACCAAGGCGGCGGAGGCAGUAUUGACAGCAGCGAAGUGGAGAAGGACAGGCGGCUAGUCAUGUCAGUGCUGGACAGACUCCAGCACCACCUAGAGGAGCUCCCCGGCCCCCUGCUGGUGCCCGUGCAGACACAAGACGAUGUGCUGGAGCUGGCUGAGGUGCAGCAGGCAGCAUACAUGGAGGAGGUGGAUGCGUGGCUGGACAGUGAUGAGCUGGGCGUGAAGGUGGUCCACGGAUGUGUGGCUACCACCUUGGCCCGUGCCCUUGGUGUGGCUUCCCUGGAAAGCUUUCUGACUGCUGGAGGCGAGGCGGUAAUGGAGUGGGGGCAGCGGGAGCCACUCACCACCCGCCUCCACAACCUGCUGGAGCAGCAGUACAGGGAUGGCGUAUCAAUCCUGAAGGAGUUGGUGCAGAAUGCUGACGACGCCGGCGCCACAGCCGUCCGCCUCCUGUACGAUGAGCGGCAGAACGAAGACUCCCGGACGCUGCUGCUGGGCCCGGGGAUGGAACGGUGCCAGGGCCCGGCACUCUGGGUGUACAAUGACGCACUCUUCUCCGAGCAGGACUUUGAGAACCUGCGAGAGGUGGGGGCAGGCACCAAGGAGCUGCAGCCCACCAAGAUUGGCAAGUUUGGCCUGGGGUUUUCCUCCGUCUACAAUCUGACAGACGUUCCAAGCUUCAUCAGUGGCUCAAGCUACGUGGUGUUUGACCCCCACAUGACCCACCUGAGCCAUGCCACCUCCCCGGGACGCAGAUACAACUUCACCAACCGCCGCCACUCCUACAUGCUGCGCACACUAAGGGGACAGUUCCAGCCCUUCUCCGGCGUGUUUGGCUGUGACGUGGUGGAGCGCGGCUCCUUUGAGGGUACGUUGUUCCGCCUGCCUUUCCGCACAGCUGCCAGCAAGAUCAGUGACAUGUGUUACUCCCGUGGCGACAUGGUGCAGCUGCUGGGGAUGUUCAGCGGGGUGGUGGGCCAGCUGCUGCUCUUCACCCAGCAUGUUUCCUCCAUCAGUGUGUUCCACCUCAGUGCCUCUGCCUCCUCUCCCUCAGAGAUGGUGGAGCUCUUCCAUGCUGGCCGCGGCAGAUGCCAGCCAGCCCUUGUUCCUGGUCUGGCCUCCCCAGCCACUGACGGACCACAGUCAGUGUUGGAACGUGCUGCUGCACUGUUUUCCAAGCAGAAAAAUAGAUUUGAGUGGAAGGGGGAGUGUCUAGCAGAGAGAAGCACAGCAGAGGUGAGUGUGCGGUGCUCACGCGGCGGUGCUGACCUCUGUGGCCUGGAGGAGGGACAGUGGAGCACCACCUGGGUCACUUCAUGGCACUCUGGCUCUGGCAGUGCAGGCAAGCUUGCUGAGGCCCUCGGAGGCAAGGCCCUCCCUCUGGCAGCUGUGGCAGUGCCGGUGAGGGAGGACCGCUGUGGGUGUCACCCCCUGAGCCUUACGGGCCUUCCUUUGGGGUUCUACCGUGAAGGCCACUUCCAUUGCUUCCUACCACUGCCAGUGAAGACGCUGCUGCCGGUCCAGAUCAACGGGGUGCUGGAAGUGGCCUCAGACCGCACCAACCUCCUCACCGAGACUGAGGACGACAGGCACGCCCACAGCUGGAACACCACGCUGGUAGGAGACGCUGCCCUCCGUGCCCACCUUGGGCUGGCCGAGGCACUGAGAUGCCUGGGGCUGGGUGCUGAGAGCCCCUACCAUGCCAUAUGGCCGGUGCUACAUCACGGGGCUGGCACACUGGUGGAAAGACUCACCAAGGGGUUCUAUCAUGCCCUGGAGCAUGAGAGUCUGGAGCUGUUCAGAUGCAGCAGUGGUGACUGGCACCCCCUUGACAGGUGCCGCUUCCUGAAACAAGACUUCCUUCAGGUGCCUCAGGUUGGGGACAUUGCCUUCGAGUUCAUGCAGACAUACUUCCACUCCACUUCAGAGCUGAAGCUGGUGCGGCUGCCCCAGCACAUCCUUGCCUGCCUCAGUGAGCAGGUGUUGUCCCAGCAGGUGGUCAAUGAGGAAGCAUUUUACAGCAGGUACUUCAUUCCCCACAUGUCCGAGGGGCUGGUGAGUCCCGACAGGAGGGACCAGCUAAUGCUCCACCUCCUAGAUGCCGGCCACCCCUGCUUGGAGAGUCUUCCUGGCCUGCCCUGCAUACCCACCCAGCCCCAGCACACUCAGGGCUCCAGCACACCUCGUCGAGCCCGGGGGAAGAAUUGCAAGAAUGUUUUCUGUAGAUGAUGAGAGGUUUCCUGUAGAAGAGUUUCUUAAUUCCAGCCGGAGAUCCAGCACACUGGCCAGGCUGGGAAUGAACACUGACCGGCUGCCGAGAGAGCUGGUGGUGGAACGAGCAGAGAGUGUGGCAGGUGUGGAGUGUUCCCAGUGUGCUUGU